ACAUCUCUUGGGCAGAGCAACGGAAAGUAGUAGGAAGCAUACCCACGUUUGCGCCACUACGGUCUCAAAACUGGCCCCCAAAUGUCCACCUCUCAGUUACAAGUAGAACCAUAUCCUCAUUAAUUGUGCAGAUGUCACCUUAACGCUGACCCACGUCCCCAAUCACGACUCUUUGUACAUGCAACUCUACCUCCACGCGUCACCAACCCACUGACCACCGCAAGCCCUCUAGCCAGCGCUAUCUAGGGUCCCUGAAACAAAUCAAAAAAGAGUGUAGUGUGAUAAAUUAUUAAAGCAAGAAGAGAGGAGCAAUAUAAUUAACUUUGGGGUUUUGUGAACCAAAUAACUUUGGUGGUUUUUAGGCUAGCUCCUGAUCGAAGCGAAGCAGGCAGCCACAUGCAGAAGCAAGAGGAGAGAAGUAGCAGCAAUUGGCGCGGCGGCGGCGAACAUGAGCAAGAGAUACAAGUGCACAAGGCAUCAGAUGAAGAAACGCGAUCUCAUCCUCCUCUGAUGGCGCUGAACCAUGUAUCCCGACUGUGCAGGGAUGUUGAGAAAUCGCUCGAUUUCUACACCGAAGUCCUUGGGAUGGUGUUGAUUGAGAGGCCGGAGGCUUUUAAGUUCGAUGGAGCGUGGCUCUACAAUUACGGCGUUGGGAUUCACUUGGUACAGGCUACAGACGAGGAUAGGUUGCCUGACAAAGACCGCGGCCUCGAUCCCAUGGAUAACCACAUCUCUUUCCAGUGUGAAGACAUGGAAGCUAUGGAAAGGAGACUGAAGGAGUUCAAUGUGGAGUACCUGAAGAGGACGAUAGAGGAAGAGAAUGGGAGCAAGAUAGACCAAAUGUUCUUUGACGAUCCCGAUGGGUUCAUGAUCGAGAUAUGCAACUGCGAGAACCUGAAGCUUGUCCCUGCUGGCUCCUUGGGCAAAAUUAGGAUCCCCUUCGACCGACACACCCCUCCUCUUGACCUCAACACUACGGCCGAUGGUCAUCGCCAACACGAGCACGCGGAUUAACUCUCUGCUUAUGCUUCGUGGGGUUGCCUAUAUAUAAUCGAGUUGGCUCUUUUUUCCCCCUGCAAAAUCUAGCUUUUAGUCGUUGCUUAUUCCAAUUGAUACAGCUAGCUAUAUAUAGACCACUAGGACACUUGCAUGCUGUGAGCCAUAUAUAGUACUUUGCUUUAAUUUUUUUCCAAAUAUCAAUGAGAGACGGAUUCGUCACCAAAUGGACUGGCCUGUUAAACUAACAAGGAGUAAAAGAACAAUUAAAAUGACCAAAAGACAAUGAAAGCUUAACAACUUCCUCCAAGAGAGCACCUCCCAAAUUAAAGCAUGCAUGCUUCGUGUCCCUUGUCACAAACCAUUCGUACGUUCUCAUAAAAAUUAGUUGAGUUAAACACCAUCGAAUAUCAUCACGAAGAGCUAGCUAAAAGUUGAGUUUGUCAUACCUGAAUAGUAUUUUCGAAUAGCAAAAAGAAUAGAGCUCAGAAGAUAGAAGAGAAGCAUACAAAAUCAAUUCCUUCGAUCUCCGAGACUAUCCUCCAUGGCUCUCAAUUAAAGCAUACAAGAACUCUCUCAGGGGCACAACAACCAUCUUGAAGAUCCGGCCACGCGAUAACUCAAUCAAGUGGUGAAGAAGCAGUUCACCACGCAUCAACUUGACCUUCGAAUUGUUGACGUAAACCGAAGCGAAGCUAAAUAAAGAAUUUGCUCGACAUUAGUUAAUCACAACCAAAGGGGACCCCACCCUAAUAUAGACCAUAGUUCCCUAACUACCCAACAACAGAAUUGAAUUGAUAAUGCACUACGUAUCAUUUCGGAACCAUCAAAGCAGACUGGGCAAGUACUAUCCGCCACCAAUUUCUUAUCCUGCAAAAUAGAAUAAACAGACAAGAAACUCCGAACCAGACGCCAGAAGAACUUUAUUUUUGGGGUAAGGGUAAAUACCAUAAGAAUUUAUAACACGUGGAAUCAAACGACUUAUGAAUAGAUGGAAGGAUGAGGGUAAUAAGAGAGCAUUCUGAUGCACUCUCAACCCAUCCAAAGAGGAAUUCAUUUAGGCCACAACUAAUUUGUCCAAAAAGGCUUAUGAAUAGAUGGAAAAUAGUAGUGGCAAGAGUGGAUCUUUUAGAUGGAUACCACGUUGAUGUGAGAAAUAAUCAUAAGGACUUCUAUUGAGUAGGAUCAAAAAACUUAUUGUUGUCAC
This is a messenger RNA of Linum trigynum, 2203 nucleotides long. The record is from the annotation of a GenBank genome assembly. NCBI's taxonomy places the organism in Eukaryota, Viridiplantae, Streptophyta, Magnoliopsida, Malpighiales, Linaceae.